UUCUUUGAUCAAGUAGGUCAUGCCUCCUCUGCUCUUCAAAAGCCACUUCUACAGCCGAGGAGUUGAACUGCUUUGUCUUCAUUUAAAGAAACAGAAUGACUACAACUACCCGGACUCGUUCAUAUGAAAAUAUAACUCUGCCUAGCAUUUACAUCUUUGUGUUCAUCCUCGGUCUGGGAGCUAAUGGAUGGGUACUGAAGUCGCUGCUGCAGAAAUGGAAGAAAGUUGGACACAUUAAUGUGUUUCUUUUGAACCUCGGACUUGCCAAUUUUUUGUUCCUGCCAACACUCCCAUUUUUGUCAGCGUACUACUUUAUGAGGAGUAAAUGGAUCUUUGGAGAUGCCUUCUGCAAGAUCACAAGAUUCUGCUUCAACCUGAAUUUAUAUGGCAGCAUUGGGUUCCUCACCUGUAUAAGUGUGUACAGGUACCUGGCUAUUGUCCAUCCAAUGAGGGUGAUGGGAAGAAUAACUGUCACUCACUCUGUGGUCAUCUCAGUCAUGGUUUGGUUGCUGGUGAGCGUUCAAAGUCUCCCAGACAUGUUCUUCACCAAAAAAUUUAAAAAUGAAACUGGAAAAUGCUACCAUACCACCUCUAGUGAGUAUAUUGAGGAUUACCUGAAAUACAGUGUUGGCUGGACACUCACUGGGUUUGUUAUCCCAUUCUGCAUCUUACUUGGCUGCUAUGGACACGUGACUCUUGUCCUCUGUCGCAUAAACACCAUUGACAAGGUGGUGAAAGAACGAAGCUUAAAGUUGUUGUUCAUCUUGAUUCUUCUCUUCUCAGUUUGUUACAUCCCCUAUCAUAUUUUCAAGAACCUCAGCCUUUAUUCAAGAGUUCUGAAAAAAAAUAACGGGACACAUCCAAAAUGGGAUGAAGGAGUCUUCAGUGCUCAUCAGAUAAGUCGUGGUCUUGUGUGUCUGAAUACUGUGUUGAAUCCCCUGGUUUACCUCCAUGUAAUGAACAUUCCUGCUCAGCUCAGACAGCUGCUCCGGCGGUCUUGUCCAAUGUUUGCAUAUAGAUCUGGCAGCAUAGAGUAACAGUUAUUGUACCUCUGUGUCUAUAACAUCUUUAAAAGUGGUUUCUCAGUCUGUUAACCACUUGAUUCUUUUCAUGGAUAAUACUUUUGUAUAAGCAGUUCAAAAUAAA
This is a messenger RNA of Archocentrus centrarchus (flier cichlid), 1146 nucleotides long. RefSeq names its product P2Y purinoceptor 1-like. The transcript has a single exon. Gene Ontology annotation, biological process: G protein-coupled receptor signaling pathway. The record is from RefSeq and is a predicted model, not a curated record. Gene Ontology annotation, molecular function: neuropeptide receptor activity. Lineage: Eukaryota; Metazoa; Chordata; Actinopteri; Cichliformes; Cichlidae. Gene Ontology annotation, cellular component: membrane. Bases 96 to 1037 code for a protein of 313 amino acids.